Anneissia japonica is the source of this 703-nucleotide messenger RNA. RefSeq names its product liprin-beta-1-like. NCBI's taxonomy places the organism in Eukaryota, Metazoa, Echinodermata, Crinoidea, Comatulida, Comatulidae. The record is from RefSeq and is a predicted model, not a curated record. The coding region runs from base 284 to 703 and encodes 139 amino acids. The transcript has 4 exons.
UAGCCGAGUAGAGAAGAUGGCGACUUACUGAUGGAGAGCAUGACUGUGUGAGAGGCGAAGGCAGAAAUUCCAGGGAAGUUUAGGAUAUUUUAAUCAGGAAUAAAUUAAGGGACCAAAACAAUUCUUUCAUUUCAAAGCCGGAUAUUAUAAUUCAUUAUAAAGGUUUCCACUUGUAUUGAAUGUCAUCUCGGUGAUCUUUACUGAUUGGUGAGAACGAGCAUUCGUCUUCCAUGUUGUAACAACUGCGUAGCAUAUACUAGCUUUUAAAAGGUACUCGGCCAAGAUGUCCACGAGUCUAGGGGCCGAUGCAAGUCAGAUGCUUGCUGCUGCAUUAGAACAGAUGGACGACAUUAUUGCAGGCAGCAGUAUGGCGAAUAUGGAAUACAACAAUGGUGUUUACGAGGUUAACUCGACCACAAACAGUAAAUUUUCACCAUAUCGUCCGACAACGCCAAAUAAGAACAUCAUCGCAUUGUGCGAGGAGUUACGAAUAGCUCUGGAGAAUAAAAGCGAUGGUAUUGAUGAUUGGUCGAUGAAGGACGAGAUCCCGGAGAAGACGAGAUCGGUCAUUUUGAGUUGGAUACAAGGACAUUCAAAGCAGCUACUUACUUUUGGUUUUAUUGGUCAUUUGAUGUGUUUGACGUUACAGCAGAGUGGGGUUGAAAUGAGCAAUGACAUUGGAAUGUCCCCAGCUCAUAUAUAG